AUGUCCUCAACUGAGACCGAAACUGUACAGCUGAUCCGCCGAUGUUUUGCAGAGGAGGAGGAAAAUCCGCCGGUUCCCCAAACGGCGCAUGAUGUCCCAGUCUCUUACCAAGCAAUGACAUCGGAAUGGCUAACCUUAGUCUUGGGACCAUAUUCUGGCGGUGCGAGAGUCAAGAGCUUCUCCCUUGGACCAAAAGACAACGGUACAUCGAAUCGUCGACGAGUAUACCUCGAGUGGGAGGGAAAUUCGAUCAAGACACCCCCGGAGUCGGUAUUUUGCAAAGCGGCUCACGCUCUUAACAACAGAAUCACCUUGUUCAAUGGUGGCACAAAGAGUGAAUCUUGGGCUUCCAUUAUCAUGCUCCGUGACAUGGACCGGCGCACGAAAUUCUGCACACAUAGAACGAUUUUGUCAAAGGAACAGCUACGCCAACAGUUGUUAAUUUUGGCGAAGCUUCAUGGCAAUUUCUACCAAUCCACCAAGGACGUCUUUGGCCAGGUGACUACCCUGAAGGAAAGAUUCAACAGACUUAUUGUCACCGUGGACUUCAAAGGGGCGGCUGAAAACGGAUUUGAGGCAGCUAGGAGUGUCAUCCCACUCCAUGUAUUUGCCCGUGAGGACGCGGUCUGGGAACGAACUCUCCAAUCGUUGGAACGUUGUGCGUCUCUACCACCGACAUUAAUUCAUGGGGAUGUGCAUUUAGGAAACUGGUACAUGACUCCUGAUGGAAAUAUGGGCCUGACGGACUGGGCAGUUCUCUCGCGUGGACAUUGGAGUCGCGACGUUGCCUACGUACUGGCAACAGCCGUUUCACUCGAGAAGCGACGGGAAUGGGAGCAUGAGAUGGUGCAGUUCUACCUCGAGGAGCUUGCCAAGGCUGGUGGUCCAUCUGUAUCAGCUGCAGAGGCGUGGCUAGAGCUCCGUCGAGCCUCUUUUCUGGCUCUGGCGUACUGGACAGUUACACUGACGCCAUCUUCCAGCAUGCCCGACAUGCAACCCGAAGACACCACCCUGGAGUUUAUUCGCCGUAUCACAACGUUUAUGGGAGAUCACCAGGUUUUCGAUUCGUUUGCGAACAUGUAG
Molecule: messenger RNA, 1083 nt
Organism: Ilyonectria robusta
Lineage: Eukaryota; Fungi; Ascomycota; Sordariomycetes; Hypocreales; Nectriaceae
Product: kinase-like domain-containing protein
Exons: 3
Coding region: 1-1083 (360 amino acids)
Source: RefSeq, a predicted model, not a curated record